AUGGGUAUUGAUCCAAUAUUUCCUCAAAAGCGUUUGAUUGAAAGGAAAAAAAGGUUUGAUGAGAGUUCAACUACCGAAGAAGUUUCAUUUACACCUGAAGAGAAUUUUAGAGUCAAUUAUUUCUUAUUCAUUGUUGAUCAAGCUAUUUCUUCUCUUGAGACAAGAUUUGAACAAUUCAAAGAGUAUGACAAAGUAUUUGGUUUUUUAUUUCCACAUAAUUUGAGGGGAAGUGAAGAUAAAGAUCUUAAGUCGUAUUGUCAUCGUCUUGAAAAAGCACUCAAGUUUGAAGAAAGAUCAGAUAUUGAUGCCGAGGAACUUUAUAUGGAGUUGAAAUUAUUUGAGACAUUGGAAACCAAUGAGUUUAGAAACCCUAUAGAUGUUUUGAAGUUUUUGAAAGAAGUUGAUUAUUUCCCAAAUGCAAGCAUUGCAUAUAGAAUAUUGUUGACUAUUCCAGUAACAGUUGCAUCUGCAGAAAGGAGUUUUUCAAAAUUGAAGUUUGUGAAAUGUUACUUACGCUCCACAAUGACACAAGAAAGACUUAGCGGUUUGGAAAUGAUAUCUAUCGAGAACGAAAUCUUAGAAAGUAUAGACUAUGAAGAGUUGAUCAACCAAUUUGCAAUUAAAAAUGCUAGGAGAGCUUCACGGAUCGUCGGUUAG
Molecule: messenger RNA, 657 nt
Organism: Lactuca sativa (garden lettuce)
Lineage: Eukaryota; Viridiplantae; Streptophyta; Magnoliopsida; Asterales; Asteraceae
Source: RefSeq, a predicted model, not a curated record